UGUGUGCGUUCUGCCUAAUGCUGAAUUCGCAGCAGUUUCUGGCUUCUCAGAGUUGCGGUUGGUGUCCCGGGUCUUCGAGUAGUUCCAGAGCCAGCGGGGCCCAGCAAGAGUCCUUCAUUCCGGGACAGUCCACGGCCGGCUUCCGUAAGAUGAACAUCUGCCCUUCCUCCUUUCCUUUUGACCCUGAGCGGCGAGUCCAGACCACGUUGAAGAAGGUCUUUGGGUUUGACUCUUUUAAGACGCCUCUACAGAAGAGUGCGACCAUGGCUGUAGUAAAAGGGGACAAGGAUAUCUUUGUGUGCAUGCCCACGGGGGCAGGAAAAUCCCUCUGCUAUCAGCUUCCUGCACUGUUGGUCAAAGGCAUCACCCUUGUAAUCUCACCUCUCAUUGCUUUGAUUCAGGACCAAGUGGACCACUUGCUGGCUUUGAAGGUACAAGUGCGUUCCCUGAACUCGAAGCUCUCAGCACAGGAGAGGAAGGAGCUGCUCUCUGACCUGGAGCAAGAAAAGCCCCAGACCAGGCUUCUGUACAUUACCCCAGAGAUGGCGGCAUCAGCCUCCUUCCAACCCACCCUGAACUCCCUGGUAUCCCGCCACCUGCUCUCUUAUUUGGUUGUGGAUGAAGCUCAUUGUGUUUCCCAGUGGGGACAUGACUUCCGUCCUGACUACUUGCGUUUGGGUGCCCUGCGCUCCCGCCUGAGACAUACCCCAUGUGUGGCUUUGACUGCCACAGCCACCCCGCAGGUCCAAGAGGACGUGUUUGCUGCCCUGCACCUAAAGCAGCCAGUUGCCACGUUCAAGACUCCCUGCUUCCGGGCCAACCUCUUCUAUGAUGUGCAGUUCAAGGAACUGAUUUCUGACCUCUACGGGAACCUGAGGGACUUCUGCCUUAAGGCUCUUGGACAGAAGACUGAUAAAGGGCUGUUGUCCGGCUGCGGCAUUGUCUACUGCAGGACUAGAGAGACUUGUGAACAGCUGGCCAUAGAGCUCAGUUGCAGGGGUGUGAACGCCAAGGCUUACCACGCAGGGCUGAAGGCUUCUGAAAGAACACUGGUGCAGAACGAGUGGAUGGAGGAGAAGGUCCCUGUAAUUGUUGCAACCAUCAGUUUUGGAAUGGGAGUGGAUAAAGCCAACGUCAGGUUUGUCGCCCACUGGAAUAUUGCCAAGUCAAUGGCUGGAUACUACCAGGAGUCUGGCCGGGCUGGUAGGGAUGGAAAGCCUUCCUGGUGCCGUCUCUAUUACUCUAGGAAUGAUCGGGACCAAGUUAGCUUUCUGAUCAGGAAGGAAGUAUCGAAACUUCGGGAAAAGAGAGGGAACAAAGCAUCUGAUAAAGCCACUCUCUUGGCCUUCGAUGCCCUGGUGACUUUCUGUGAAGAAUUGGGAUGCCGGCAUGCUGCCAUUGCCAAGUACUUUGGGGACGCACCACCUGCCUGCACCAAAGGCUGCGACCACUGCCAGAACCCUAUGGCUGUGCGGAGGCAGCUGGAUGCUUUGGAGCGCGGCAGCAACUGGAGCAAGACCUGUAUUGGGCCUUCCCAGGGGAAUAGCUUCGACCCUGAGCUGUACGAGGGAGGCCGCAGGGGCUACGGCGGCUUUAGCAGGUACGACGAGGGCUCUGGAGGCAGCGGGGACGAGGGCAGAGAUGAGACCCACAAGCGGGAAUGGAAUCUCUUCUAUCAGAGGCAGAUGAGGCUGCGCAAGGGCAAAGACCCCAAGAUAGAAGAAUUCGUACCCCCAGAUGAGGACUGUCCCCUGAAAGAGGCUUACAGCAGGAGGGUCCCCAGGCUCACUGUGAAGGCCCGAGAGCACUGCCUGCGGCUUCUGGAGGAGGCUCUGAGCAGUAACCAACAGGCCACACGUACCACUGAUGGGGCUGACCUCCAGGCCAAGGCCGUGGAGCUGGAAUAUGAGACGUUCCGAAAUGCCAAGGUGGCCAACCUGUACAAGGCCAGCGUGCUGAAGAAGGUGGCUGAGAUACACAAAGCCUCCAAGGAUGGACAGCCCUAUGACUCAGGAGGCAGUGCCAACAGCUGCAGCGCCCAGGCAGAGCCCUCAGAGCCCGACGAGUAUGACAUCCCACCAGCUUCCCAUGUGUAUUCGCUUAAACCCAAGCGGGUGGGAGCUGGUUUCCCCAAAGGCUCCUGCCAGUUCCAGACAGCCACGGAGCUGAUGGAGGCAACGAGGAUCCAGGAGCAAGCUCCCCAGCCCGUGCAGGGAAGUGAGCAGGAGCCCCCUAGCCAGCCCUGUGGCCUCCAGGAUGAGGACAGGAAUGUGUCCCUCCCGGGGCCCAGAGGAGAAGCCCCUGUGGGUAGUGCUCAUUGUGCGGGGCUCUCCCCAGAGAAGGCGGCGAAAGGCUUCUCUAGGGGCAGUCCCGUCGCCAAGGCCCGGGCUAACAAGAAGCAGCAGCUCCUAGCCGCAGCGGCCCACAAAGAUUCUCAGAACAUCACCCGCUUCUUCUACCAAAGGGCGGAAAGCCCAUCUUUGCUUGCUUCAGCCCCAAGCACAGAAGGUGCCAGCCCCUCCUGUGAGGAGGUUCAGGGACCCCCAAUGGCUCCAGAGAAGGAAGAUGGAACCCAGGGACAUUUGAAUGCCCCUCCUCAGACUGAGGAGUGCUCCAGAGAAGGACCAAGCACCUGUCCACUCAGAGACCAGGGUCCCCCUGAAGCCCAGCCCACCCCCGCAAAGGAGACGCAGAUGGGCAAGCGGCCCAGAUCCCAGCAGGAGAACCCAGAGAGCCAGGCUCAGAAGAGGCCUCGCCCCUCAGCCAAGCCCUCCAUCUUUGUGGAGGUCAAGGGCAGCAUGUUGUCAGCUAAUGAUCAGGGCACCUCGAAUCCUAUGGCCCAAGACUCCUGCCAGCUCUCAGCUCCUGGCAUCCCUUUGAAGGAGGCUGCAAAUGUUGUGGUCAAGUGCCUGACCCCCUUCUACAAGGAUGGCAAGUUUGCAUCCAAGGAAUUGUUUAAAGGCUUCGCCCGCCACCUGUCACACUUGCUGGCUCAGAAGACCUCUCCUGGAAAGAGCGUUAAAGAAGAGGCCCAGAACCUCAUCAAGCACUUUUUCCAUGGCCGGGCCCGGUGUGAGAGUGAAGCUGACUGGCACAGCCUGUGUGGCCCACAGAGAUGACCACCUGCUGGCUGGGCAGGGUCCACGACCUCCUCCAGACUCCACCGUGGCCAGCCUGAGCCUCCCCCGCAGAUGCAGGGCCAUCAGCUUUUGUCAGGGUCCUUCCACCUUCCAAGCACACUUUGCUUUGUGUAUGGCCUCAGACACCUCCCAAAUCAAGGUCAGAGGUCAGCCCACUUUUGCUUCUGCUUGCAAAGCCUGUGGUCCUUUCUCAGAGCCUUCCUGGGUUUUCUGGGCCAGAUGCCCAGGAUAGAAGGUGGUAGGUGGU
Molecule: messenger RNA, 3387 nt
Organism: Microcebus murinus (gray mouse lemur)
Lineage: Eukaryota; Metazoa; Chordata; Mammalia; Primates; Cheirogaleidae
Source: RefSeq, a predicted model, not a curated record